Messenger RNA from Glarea lozoyensis ATCC 20868, 351 nucleotides. RefSeq lists its product as uncharacterized. NCBI's taxonomy places the organism in Eukaryota, Fungi, Ascomycota, Leotiomycetes, Helotiales, Helotiaceae. The coding region runs from base 1 to 351 and encodes 116 amino acids. The transcript has 2 exons. The record is from RefSeq and is a predicted model, not a curated record.
AUGACUUUCAACGGCACAGAGGCGCCCCGACAACUCCAACACAACAGAGACCAAGUCAAGUAUUGGCGCUAUGUUGUGGAGACAUGGCAUGGAAAAACGUAUUUGGGCAUUUUCAAAGUUAAACCAAAUGAGAAUGGCGAAACUGUCAUGACCGACUUACACCAUGCGAUUCAGCGAUUGAAGACAGGGAAAGCCUUCGGCAACCUUGAUCGAACGUUGCCAUUUUGGGUACCUGUGGUCGAAGAUGGUGUCCUCUCCUCAUACGACAGACCUCGAGUCACAGCAAGACACAUGUCGAGUCUUCGUGACAGACCGCAAGCCAAACGUAGAGCUCACUCAUGCUUUCCGUAA